Molecule: messenger RNA, 429 nt
Organism: Mesocestoides corti
Lineage: Eukaryota; Metazoa; Platyhelminthes; Cestoda; Cyclophyllidea; Mesocestoididae
Source: the annotation of a GenBank genome assembly
AUGGAUUUGCCAACGUCAAAGCCGUUUUCAACUGCAAUGUCUCACUCUGAAAAAGAAAGAUGGAUUUGCAUCUAUCCAGUUUAUUUGAAUAGUCGUGUUACUAGAGCACGUGGGCGGCGGGUAUCCAUUGAGCAAGGUGUUGAUAACCCUAAGCACACAGAAAUUUGUGCCAUUUUACAAAACCUUGGAAUGCAGCAUAUAGCAGAAAAUAAAGUUUAUUGUCGUGAACGGGAUCCAGCAGAGACACAGAAUCGUUGGCGCAUUAGAGUACAAUUGAAAAAUGAUGACGGGUCUCCCUGCUUGCCCGAGUUCCCCACUAGGCAGGCAUUACUAUUGCACCUUGGCAAAACAAUACCUCUUCUAAAAACUCGUCACUCAGGCGGGGAUCAGUGGCAACACACAAAAGGAAAAAAAUGGAAGAAACGAUGA